Molecule: messenger RNA, 3952 nt
Organism: Amaranthus tricolor (Joseph's coat)
Lineage: Eukaryota; Viridiplantae; Streptophyta; Magnoliopsida; Caryophyllales; Amaranthaceae
Product: importin beta-like SAD2
Exons: 22
Coding region: 256-3363 (1035 amino acids)
Biological process (GO): protein import into nucleus
Cellular component (GO): cytosol; nuclear envelope
Molecular function (GO): small GTPase binding
Source: RefSeq, a predicted model, not a curated record
CAUUCAAACACUAUAAACAAACCAUCUUUCUCUCUUAUGCUCCGCAUUCCUAAACCUUGCUUUUGCUUAGUCCAUAUUUCCGCCAUUAAAAUUCACCAAUUUUCUCUCCUUUAAACCUUUGAGAUUCUGCCUCUUUGGCUCAAUCUCUAGGGUUUACUUUCUCUUCUUCUUUAGUGUUGUUGUUAACUUACUACUGUGCGAUUGCUUUCACUUGAUCAAUUUUGGUGGUUCAAUUUUGGGGGAGGGAAAGGAAUUAUGGAUCUUCCCAGUUUGGCGGUUAUUCUCCAUGCUGCGCUUAGUCCCAAUCCUAAUGAACGUAAAGCUGCUGAAGAUAGUCUCAAUCAGUUUCAAUACACGCCCCAACAUACUGUCAGGCUAUUACAUAUAAUAGUUGAUGGAAAUUGUGAUAUGGCUGUACGCCAGGUUGCUAGUAUUCAUUUCAAAAAUUUCAUUGCCAAGAAUUGGUCGCCCCAUGAACCUGAUGAGCAAUCCAAGAUCUCUCCUGCUGACAAAGAUAUGGUGAGACAGAAUAUACUAGCAUAUGUGACUCAAGUUCCACCACUUUUGAGGGUGCAGCUGGGUGAGUGCCUAAAAACAAUUAUCUAUGCUGAUUACCCUGAGCAGUGGCCUGCUCUUCUUCUCUGGGUGAAGAAUAAUUUACAAGAUCAACAGGUUUAUGGUGCUCUAUUUGUUUUGCGGAUUAUCGCUAGAAAAUACGAGUUCAAAUCAGAUGAUGAGAGGACACCUGUGUAUCUAAUUGUUGAGGAGACAUUUCCUCCGUUGCUCAAUAUAUUCAGCAAUCUUGUCCAGAUCCCAAAUCCUUCACUGGAUGUUGCAGAACUAAUCAAGCUAAUAUGUAAAAUAUUUUGGUCAUCGAUAUAUUUGGAGAUACCCAAACAACUAUUUGAACCAAAUUUUUUCAAUGCUUGGAUGGUCCUUUUUUUAAGCAUUUUGGAGAGGCCUGUUCCUCUAGAAGGGCAGCCUAUGGAUUCAGAGCAAAGGAAAUCUUGGGGUUGGUGGAAGGUAAAAAAGUGGACUGUUCACAUCCUAAAUCGGUUGUAUACAAGAUUUGGAGAUAUGAGGAUCCUAAACCCGGAAAACAAAGCUUUUGCUAAGAUGUUUCAGAAGACUUAUGCAGGGAAGAUAUUGGAGUGUCAUUUAAAUUUGUUAAAUGCGGUCCGUUCUGGGGGUUAUUUACCUGACAGAGUUAUCAACCUUAUUCUGCAAUAUCUAAGCAAUAGUAUUUCGAAGUCCAGUAUGUAUCACUUGUUGCAACCACGACUUGAUGUUCUUCUUUUUGAAGUAAUUUUCCCGCUGAUGUGUUUCAAUGACAAUGAUCAAAGACUUUGGGAAGAGGAUCCUCAUGAGUAUGUAAGGAAAGGCUAUGAUAUUGUUGAGGAUCUAUACAGUCCAAGGACUGCUGCAAUGGACUUCGUGAGUGAGUUGGUCAGAAAACGUGGCAAGGAAAAUUUGCAAAAGUUUAUUCAGUAUGUUGUUGAUAUUCUCAAGAGGUAUGAUGAGACCCCAGUGGAACUCAAACCUUAUCGGCAGAAAGACGGAGCCCUUCUGGCUAUAGGUGCGCUUUGUGAUAAGUUGAAACAGACUGCGCCAUACAAAUCUGAGUUGGAGCACAUGUUAGUUCAGCAUGUUUUUUCCGAGUUUAACAGCCCUGCUGGUCACUUAAGAGCUAAGGCGGCUUGGGUUGCUGGCCAGUAUGCCCACAUUAGCUUCUCUAAUCAGGACAAUUUCCGUAAAGCACUUCACAGUGUGGUGGCUGGGCUGCGUGACCCAGAGCUUCCUGUUCGAGUUGAUUCAGUUUUUGCUUUGCGCUCAUUUGUGGAAGCUUGCAAAGAUUUGGGGGAGUUGCGGCCCAUUUUACCACAACUACUUGAUGAAUUUUUUAAACUUAUGAAUGAAGUGGAAAAUGAAGACCUUGUAUUCACUCUGGAGACCAUUGUUGACAAGUUUGGGGAAGAGAUGGCACCAUAUGCUUUUGGAUUAUGUCAGAAUUUGGCUGCUGCAUUCUGGAAGUGUAUGAGUACUGCUGAAGCUGAUGAAGAGGGUGAUGAUCCGGGAGGUGCAUUGGCUGCUGUUGGCUGUUUGCGAGCUAUUAGCACUAUUCUUGAAUCUGUCAGCAGGCUCCCUCAUCUCUUUGCCCAAGUCGAGCCUACUCUUCUGCCUAUAAUGCGGAGGAUGUUAACUACAGAUGGCCAGGAGGUCUUUGAAGAAGUUUUGGAGAUUGUGUCUUACAUGACGUUCUUUUCUCCUACAAUUUCUCUGGAGAUGUGGAGUCUUUGGCCAUUGAUGAUGGAGACACUGUCAGAUUGGGCUAUUGACUUCUUUCCAAACAUCUUGGUACCUUUGGACAAUUACAUAUCACGUAGCACUGCUCAUUUUCUUACUUGCAAAGAUCCAGAUUACCAACAGAGUCUUUGGAAAAUGAUAUCUUCUAUAAUGGCUGAUAACAAUCUUGAGGAUGGUGAUAUUGAGCCUGCACCAAAGCUUAUAGAAGUCGUUUUCCAAAACUGCAGGGGUCAAGUUGAUCACUGGCUUGAACCAUAUUUAAGGAUCACUGUUGAGCGUCUGCGUAGAACGGAGAAGCCCUUUUUAAAAUGCCUUCUGAUUCAAGUGAUUGCUAAUGCUCUAUAUUACAACCCAACUUUAACACUAGGGAUACUCCAUCAGCUUGGUGUUUCUACAGAAAUAUUUAAUCUUUGGUUCCAAAUGAUACAACAAGUGAAAAAGAGUGGUGUGCGUGCUAACUUUAAAAGGGAGCAUCAUAAGAAAGUUUGCUGUCUGGGAUUGACCUCAUUGUUAUCACUUCCUGCUAACCAAUUACCUGUGGAAGCCCUUGGACGCAUUUUUCGGGUGACACUUGAGCUGCUUGUUGCGUAUAAGGAGCAAGUUGCAGAAGCUGCAAAGGUAGAUGAGACUGAAGAUGAUGAUGACAUGGAUGGUUUCCAGUCUGAUGAUGAAGAUGAAGGCGAUGGCACUGACAAAGAAAUGGGAGUUGACGACGAAGAAGGGGAUGAGGCAGACAGCAAUCGUUUGAGCCGUCUAGCAGCACGGGCUAAAGCAUUCAGAUCGACGGAUGAGGAUUAUGACUCUGAUGAUGAUGAUGAUGAUGAUUUUAGUGACGAUGAGUUGCAAUCUCCAAUUGAUGAGGUUGAUCCUUUUAUAUUUUUUGUUGAUACAGUCAAAGUAAUGCAAGCUUCUGAUCCGUUGAGGUUCCAAAACUUGACUCAAACUCUUGAAUUCCAAUAUCAAGCAUUGGCCAAUGGAGUUGCCCAGCAUGCUGAUCAAAGACGACAGGAGAUUGAGAAAGAAAAAAUGGAAAAGGCAGCAGCCACCGCUACAUCAUAACAUCAUAUGCUGGGAAGUAAGUUGUUACUUUGGCUUUUGUCGACAGUUUCAGUUACAUGUCUAUUCCAUGUGUGCUGCGUUUGGUGCCAUAGAUUGUGGCAAUGACGGGUGAUUGUGAGGCGGUCAUUCAGCUACAAGUUACUAAAAUUUUGCUUUCGAUAUAGUCACAAAUAUCACUGGGCAGGAUUUUCUUGCUUGUCGUAAUGCCAACUACCGGAAUUACAAUUGGCUUGGUUUUACAUCAUCCCUUCCCGGACCUGUAGUUGGGGAACGAUUGGUCUCUUUUUAUGGCUAAAAAUGGAGGUUAUGCUUGCUGGGUGUAUAAUUACUCAUUCUUUAUGUAUGUAUUAGGCAUCAACUAAGUCUAGUCCAUUGUGGCUGUAUUCACAAUUUUGUGUUAAGUAUGGCCUUUUUGUUUUAUUAUUCUGGGAAUUCUGGCUACACCACAUGUGAUUGGUUGGGUCCCUUAAUUUUGAGGGAUUUUUUCAAUUUUGGCAGUAUGUAGCAAGUUAAACUGACUUGUUGCUCAUGUAAGACUUGCUGAUUUUUGUGUCAUAUAUAAUACAUUGAGUUGAGAUUUGCGGCUUUA